AUGGAGUACCAGGAAAUUCAAACACCUGCCGGAUGUACAACACCGUUUGAAGUGGUAACUGAAGUAAGACAAGGGGCAGUGGCAGGAUCCUUCUUGUUCAAUUUCGCCAUCGACGACACUAUGCGAAGAGCAGUCGACCAGUGUCCUGCCGACAUUGUCUUAGCACCUUUAAGGUGCCCUUUGACUGAUCUCGACUACGCCGACGAUGUUGUUAUAUUCGCGGAAAGCAGUACGAAACUUCAACAUGUUGCCAACCUUGUAUCGAAGCUGGCUGCAGCCUAUGGACUACGUCUACGCACUGAUAAAUGCAAGCAGAUGUGGAUCUUUUCGUGA
Necator americanus (New World hookworm) is the source of this 333-nucleotide messenger RNA. RefSeq lists its product as uncharacterized. The coding region runs from base 1 to 333 and encodes 110 amino acids. The record is from RefSeq and is a predicted model, not a curated record. NCBI's taxonomy places the organism in Eukaryota, Metazoa, Nematoda, Chromadorea, Rhabditida, Ancylostomatidae. The transcript is spliced from 2 exons.